AAAAAAAAGAAAAAGAAAAAAAAAAUAUUUCUUAGGGUUCUGAUUCUAGGGUUUGUUUCUCGGAGUACAGAGGACGCGAAGAGGAUUGCUUUGUUGCUCGUCUCGGUCUGUUUCUUUGGCAGUCUGGAGGAACUGUUCUAUUUAUGCCAUGGCAAAUUCAAAAGGGUCUUCACAUAUUAGAAGUUUGCCAUACUCAGGAAAACAAUCACUGCUGCCUCCUAAAAGUCCCUUUCCGAGCAUUUCACCAUCCUAUGCUGAUUAUGGACCCAGUCCUGCAAUAGGAUCGAAAGGUAUUCCAAAGCAACGCGAGGGGCAUAGACACCACCAACGUACUUCCUCGGAGAGCUUUCUAACAGAGGAUCAACCUUCUUGGCUUGAUGAUCUCCUUAAUGAGCCAGAAUCACCUUUACGAAGGGGUCAUCGGCGGUCUUCAAGUGACUCAUUUGCCUACUUGGAUGCAGCUAAUGCUUUUAACAUGGAAAAUAUAGCUCAGGACAACUUUAAAAAUGCCACUUUGCCUAGUUGGGGAUCACUGGAAUUUGAUCCUUGCAAAGAGGCAUGUCAUGCUUCUUUCUACACGGAGCCAGCUUCUUUUGGGAGGCUGCAGAAUAGGUCAUGGGAUUCUUCUUUGAAUUCUAUUAACUACAUAAGUGGCCUUCUAUCUUCCAGGGAUAAUAUUGUAUGUCAAAGCUCUGUACAGUUAUCUGUUCCACAGGAAUUGGACAGGGUUCCGCCUUCAGCUACUGACAAGCAAGAACGGGGAGAAUCUGGGUCACACAAUCUAAAAGGUUCUUCUGAUAAGAGGGAUAACUCUUAUGCUAAGCCUUCUGCAUCAGAGACAGAUCCAAAGCGUGCAAAACAACAAUUUGCUCAACGUUCGCGAGUUCGGAAACUUCAGUACAUCGCUGAACUGGAAAGGAAUGUCCAAGCUUUACAGGUAGAAGGGUCUGAAGUUUCAGCUGAGCUUGGAUUUCUGGACCAGCAGAAUCUUAUAUUAAGCAUGGAGAACAAAGCCCUGAAGCAACGGCUUGAAACUUUAGCACAGGAGCAACUUAUAAAGUACUUGGAGCAGGAAUUGUUGGAGAGGGAGAUUGCAAGGUUAAGAGCCUUGUCUCAGCAGCAGCAGCAGCAGCAGCAGCAACCGCCACAACCAUCAUCAACUCAUCGCCGUGCCAGGAGCAGAGAUUUGGAUUCCCAAUUUGCCAACCUCUCUUUAAAGCACAAAGAGGCCAGUUCUGGUCAUGAUCCAGUCACUGGGCCACUCCAUAUUUGAUUUCAGAUAGAAUUUGUGCCAUAGUUUGUACCUUGCACUCCAUCAACGCUGGUGACUGAGGUAGUGUCUUUCAUGGAGAGGAACUGAGGGUAGCCAUCAGAAUGGGGCCCUGACGAGAACUAUUCCUUCCUAACAACCAUAUUGUGUUUCUGAUAUCUUCAUUUGUGCACCUGGUGGUCGUUGCUGGAGAAUUGAUUUGCUGGCAAGUGAUUCAUCGGAGGUGAUAACUUUGAUAAUCUUCUCCUCCCCCCCUUUAUUGUUUACAUCUGUACCACAAAGUGAUUCUAAUUCAUGAGUAGUCGCUUCAUGGUCAUGAUUCUCCAGAUGAUGAACUGCUUGUAUUGAUUGCUAAGAUAGUUUAUGACCUUGGGUUGGGGAUUUAUUGACUGUCAUGAGGGAAUGAGGGAUUGACAAUGGUUUGGCUGUGGAAGACUGUUUGCAUGGGGGCUUUGGCCUACGUUAUUUAUUAUUAAUUUUAUGUGUA
This is a messenger RNA of Macadamia integrifolia, 1757 nucleotides long. RefSeq lists its product as uncharacterized. Bases 149 to 1273 code for a protein of 374 amino acids. Lineage: Eukaryota; Viridiplantae; Streptophyta; Magnoliopsida; Proteales; Proteaceae. Gene Ontology annotation, molecular function: DNA-binding transcription factor activity. The record is from RefSeq and is a predicted model, not a curated record. Gene Ontology annotation, biological process: regulation of DNA-templated transcription. The transcript is spliced from 5 exons.